GCAUGCGCGGUGCUGGGCGCUAGACGGCAGCGGCGAUGGCUCCGCAGUGACGGUUGGAUCUAACGGUUGCUACUGACAUUGCGGCGCGGAUCGGGCGGCGGAUCCUGCCCCGCGAGCGGAGCUCGCCCCGCGGCCGCGCAGCCAGGAGCCACCGGCCCCGCGGAGGAGGCCGCGGCGGCGGCGCCGCGGUGAUGCGGUCGCGCUGAGGCCCAGGUGCAUCCGCCUCCCUCCCCCGCCGCCGGAUCGGGCAGCGCGGCCCGGCCCGCCGCCGCCCUGAGCUGGCUUCGCGGUUCCUCCCUGCGGCCGCCGCCAUGCCGGGCCGCCGCUGAGGCGCGGCCCGCAGCGGCCGAGGAAGCGUCCGCUCGGAGAGGAGCAGGGCCCGGGGGAGGGCGGCCCGGCAUGGCCCGCAGCCUGGAGUAGCGCCGCCGCCGCCGCCUCCCUGCGCUGUGCGGCUGCGGGCGGGCCGAGGCCGCUGCUCGGGAGCGAGGCCCCGCUGGAGGCGGAGGAGGAGCCAGCGCGGCCCCUCUGACAGGGCCGCCGCGGCCUCCGCGCUGCCGCCGCCGCCGCGCGGCUCCAGGUGGCCCCGGACCAAGGUGACACCCGGCCUGCCCCCGCCCCGGGGCCACCUGCCCCCUCGGCCGGCGGCACGGACUCGGCGCCGCGCUUUCUUCUCACCCCGGAGCCGGCGGCGUGCGAGCGGCUGCGAUGAACCCGGUGAAUGCCACUGCUCUCUACGUUUCAGCGAGCCGCCUGGUGCUCAACUACGACCCUGGGGAUCCCCAGUCCUUUACAGAGAUUAACAAGCUCCUGCCCUACUUCAGGCAGUCCCUCUCCUGCUGCGUUUGCGGAAAUUUGCUACAAGACCCUAUUGCUCCUACCAACUCCACAUGUCAGCAUUAUGUCUGCAAAACUUGUAAAGGCAAGAAGAUGAUGAUGAAACCAUCAUGUAGCUGGUGCAAGGACUAUGAACAGUUUGAGGAGAAUAAGCAACUAAGCAUCUUAGUGAACUGCUAUAAGAAACUCUGCGAAUACAUAACGCAAACUCCACUGGCACGAGAUAUUAUCCAAGCAGUUGAUUGUUCUGCAGAUCUUUUGGCUUUGCUCAAAGAUGGAUCACCACUCCAUGAAGAGACAGAAAAAUCUUCUGAUACAGCCUUGGCUUUGUGUUUGACACAUUCCCCAGUACCUUCAACCUCAGAACUCACAACUGAUCCUCCAGCUAGUUUUACAUCAAUACCUGAAAGCACACACAACAUUGAUAUUAGAGGUUCUGUUAUCAACGGGUUGCCCAAUUGUAAUGGGCUUUCAGUAGAUAAACUUGGAGUGAAUAUUCCUUCUCCUGAACACACAAACACAAUUGAUGUCUGUAGUACUGGAGAGUAUAUAAAAACUGAAGAUAUCUCUAGCAGCCUGCAGCCUGUGUGCGAUACAGUUUCUACUAGUGACUUGUGUACGACAGGCAUUGACAUCUGCAGUUUCAGUGAAGAUAUAAAACCAGGUGGCUCGCUUCUCCUUAGCGUCGAGGAAGUUCUCCGGAGCUUAGAGACCGUUUCAAAUACUGAAGUCUGUGAUUCUAAUUUGCAGCCCAGCUUGGAAGCAAACAUGACUAAUGGCCCUUUCCUUCAGCUUUCUCCCCCACCUCUUAGCCAUAACAUUUUCAUGUCCACAGAUGCUUCUCCUCACGGAAUCUCCUGUACAGCGGCGACGCCUAAGGUGGUUAAGUUAAACAGAAAGCGAUCUCGAUCAGAAAGUGACAGUGAAAAGGUUCAACCUCUACCCAUUUCCAGCAUCAUCUGUGGCCCAACACUGGGAGCAUCAGCUCCUGUAACAGUGAAACAGGAAAAUAAAAUGUCUUUGCAGCCUAUUGCAACUGUACCUAAUGGAGGCACUACUCCCAAAAUAAGUAAAACUGUGCUGCUGUCUAACAAAAGCAUGAAAAAGAAUUUAGAACAUGCCCCUAAGAAAUCUCACCCGAAAGCCAAACCAGGGGUGCUGAAAACAAAAGACAAAGCAAAGGAGAAAGUUCCUAGCAGUAACGUUAUGCCAGGAAGCCCAACAAAAACUGUGUAUAAAAAGCCACAAGAAAAGAAAGGGUGUAAAUGUGGUCGUGCCACCCAAAAUCCAAGUGUUCUUACAUGCCGUGGCCAACGCUGCCCUUGCUAUUCUAACCGCAAAGCCUGCCUUGACUGCAUAUGCCGUGGCUGCCAAAACUCAUACAUGGCUAAUGGGGAGAAGAAGCUGGAGGCAUUUGCAGUGCCAGAAAAGGCCUUGGAGCAGACUAGGCUUACUUUGGGCAUUAAUGUGACAAGCAUUGCAGUGCGCAAUGCCAGCACAAGCACCAGUGUAAUCAAUGUGACAGGGUCACCAGUAACUACGUUUUUAGCUGCCAGUACACAUGAUGAUAAAAGUUUGGAUGAAGCUAUAGACAUGAGAUAUGACUGUUGAAUCUUUCUUUCUUUUCCCUGCCAUCAGUAGGGGAACUGCUACAGUUUUAAGGCAGCUAUGGUUCUGUUUAACUUGCUGGAGCUCCUGCAUUUAGAUCACUUGUAUCAAGUGUUUUUCAUUGCUAUGUUAUGUGUAUUAGUGUCUGGGAAAUAGUUGCAGAUAAUGGAGGAGUUACCCUAAAACUGUUUUUAGUUCUUACAGCACCUCACAGUCUGAGAUCAAUUGCUGAUGUAAAUGAUUUUAUCACAAGAUUUUUGGCAAAGAAUACAUUAACCUCAUUGUACUCGGUCAUGCUUUGUGCUCAGUCAAAGCUUCUACUUAAAUGUGGAAAGGUGGUAUCUAGUUAGUCCAUCUAAACUGUGGUAGAUUAUGAUGUAGAAAAGUAAUUAUCGAUUAGUUACAGUCACCAUUACUAGAAAAUCGCCUAAUGUUCCUGUAGGAAAUGCAGCACUGAGCUGGGGAAUACAGUCUGAAAAGGGUAGAUAAUUUCCAAUGGUGAGAAUUGGCUACCUACUCUAUGGAACAGUUUAAAAAAGUUUAGUAAUAUACUGAGAAAGCUAGUAGCCCAGAAAGCAGCUCAGUCUCCAGACAAGGGUCAGGAAGAUCAGUGGUUAGAUAUGAACGUCAGACUGCUGACCCGGAUACGUUGUCCCCGUUAACAACGUCACUCUCUUUUUUGUUUUCUUGACAAUUCCACUGGUCAUGUUCCCUGACUAUUUUGGCUGGGGCAAGAAAAUUACUUGUACACAAAGUUUUAUUAGCACCAUUCUCUCCCACCUACCCCUUCCUUUUUUUUUUCUGGAGUUCCUGGUGAUUUUAUUGCUGUUGCUUCUAGAAAAGAGAGGGUUUUGUGGGCUACAGAGAGACUCCUUGGCUGAUUUUUCUCCCCCCUCUGCUGAUCAGUGCCUGGGAUACACAGAGACUUUCACAGCAGUUACGACCAUUGGGGGUGAUUUGUUUGUUUGUUUGUUUGAUGAAGUUUGUACCGCAAUAGACCUGGGACCCAUCCCCCUGAGGGUAGUUCUUCGCUGACAGGCAUCUUUCAGCUGGGGCAGAGGAUGGAUUGCUAUCUAAGGUCAAAUAUUUCAGAUGUUUGUUAGACACAAUAAGUGAUACAACUCACUCCACCCAGAAUCUGUCUAAUUUUCACUAAUAUGUUGAAAGUAGCUUUCGAAGGUUAGUGCUUUUCAACCUGGGCUGAAAGGCUCUAAAAUGGAAAAAUAACACAAAGUUGUCAAAGAGCUUAUCUCAGAAAGUGUUAAAAUGAAGGCGCCUUUAUAGGAAUUCAGCUUUAUGCAAAAAUGGUUUAUUUCAGCGCAACCCCUAAAUAUGAGUACAAGCGGAAGAAUUUAGUCUUGCAUUUAGGGCUUCACUGGCAGCCUAAAAAAGUUGGAUUACUUCAUGAAAGCAGAAAUUUCUCCUCUUUGAAUGAUAUAGCACAAAUUAAACAUGGGCUGACUAGAACACAAAACAUUACCUUCUAAUUUAAAAGGCUAUUCCUGUUUCAACAGUAUGUUAAACAGGAUGUGAAUUUUUUGAGUUACUUUACUGCUUCCAUCUUUCCUUUUAUUCAUCUAAUGAACCCUGCAGCGCUUUCCGACCUAACAUUAGGUGUAUUUUGAUUUGGCACAAAGCAUGUACAAUGAUGGUUCCUCACCUAAGAAAUAAGCAAAAACCUUUGGACACAAAUGACACCUCCUUUUGUUUUGUAGUGUACCAUGGUGUCAUUUUCUGUGAAUGUGGUCAGAUCUUUUUGUUGGUUUUGGUUUGUUUCUCCCCCCGUCUUUUUUGUGGGGUGGGUAGGGUGGGGGGUUAAAGCCAUAGGAAGAAAAAUGUGAUGUACGUGUCCAGUCUGUACUUUUUUGUUUUUGUUUUGCAAGAAGAGUUGAAAAAUAUUUUUGAUAAUGAGUAAAUGGUGGAAAAUGCUUCUUAGUAUUCUUGUCUUUAUUUGCCAACCCAAGUACCUAAGAUCUGUGUUUUUUAGCCCUCAUGAGAUUUAACGAUGUCCUAUUAAAAUGUAUUUAGUUAAACUUGUAUGUUUUUGUGUUGACCCAAAAGGAUCCUACCAUUUUCUAAUUUGGUGGUUUGAUCGUGACCUACUAAUGUAAAUCUGUUUAUUAGUUCACUACGUGUAAGAAAAGUAGCCAAACCGGAGUCUGAUUUAAGGGGAGUAAACUGCACAGCAUGGGUUGUUUCUGAAUGCUUUUGCAGAGCUGUUAAGUUUUGCUGAGAUUGUUGAUGGUACAUUUAUUAGGACUUUCAUUAAAUUAAAUACAUAGUACCUUUGCUCCAGAAAUGUGGGAGUACUUGGAAUCUGUACUAUCUCACUGCUGCGUUAAAUAUGGUACCAAAAGUUGGAGAAUUUAGGUCAAGUGUGUUUUGGAACCGUCGACAGGAGAGCCCUGAUCACUGAUGUAAAAUUGCAAAUGGUAGAUUCAGGUUGUUUCUAAAAACAUUUCCUUUUAUGCUGCCACGUUCUUGAAAUGUAUAUUAAAAUUCAAAUUGAUUUAAUAAAUGUUAGUUUUCUAAUUCUA
Molecule: messenger RNA, 4979 nt
Organism: Harpia harpyja (harpy eagle)
Lineage: Eukaryota; Metazoa; Chordata; Aves; Accipitriformes; Accipitridae
Gene: MSL2
Product: MSL complex subunit 2
Exons: 2
Coding region: 706-2445 (579 amino acids)
Cellular component (GO): MSL complex
Molecular function (GO): ubiquitin protein ligase activity
Source: RefSeq, a predicted model, not a curated record